AUGGCAACUCAGACAUUGGAAACGGCAGUGAGACAACUCAAGGUUUCCGCCCAGGACCGGCCUUUCUUUACCAUCGAUGAGCUCAUCAAGAAGCGUGUACUCGAACUUGGUGAUGCGCCCUUACUUGGGUACCCUAAUGAGGGCCUACUUGAUUUCGAAGAGCACAGCGCUCGCGCUGUGGACCGAUAUGUCGACGCCGCGGUGCAGAGACUACAGCAGCUGGGGUUACCUUCCGUUGAUUCCAAUUCUGAGAAGGCUCCCGUGAUAGGAAUCCUCGCUCACUCCGGACUGCAUGUCGUCAUCACGAUCAUGGCUCUCAGCAGGCUAGGUUACGCAGUGUUUCUUGUCUCCACAAGACUUCAGAGCCCAGGAAUCGCCCGCCUUUGUGAGUUGGCGAGCUGCAGCGCCAUGCUCACCACGUCAACUUUCCAUCCUGUUCUGGCCGAGGUUCAACAUCAACUAAAGCUCGAUAUCUUACCGCUGCUGUGUCACUCUGACUACUACGGCAAGGAUGCGCCCGUGUUCUCCAGAACCUAUGACCCGGAGCGAGAAUCGAACAAGAUUGCUGCAAUCAUCCACUCCUCCGGCUCGACAGGCCUUCCGAAACCGAUCUACCUAACUCACAAGAGCUGCAUUGGCGCCUUUUCCGUUCAUAUGAACAUGAGAGCCUUCAUCGUCUCUCCCUUAUUUCAUAGUCACGGGUUCUACGAGACGUUUCGCUCAAUCUACUCGAAGAAGCCUAUUUACUAUGGCAACUAUAAUCUGCCCCUGACAAGACAGAAUCUGAUCCAGAUGAUCAACUACAUCAAGCCUGAGAUCUUCCAUGUGGUCCCCUAUGUCGUGAAGCUACUAGCUGAGACAGAUGAGGGCAUCCGCGCUCUGGCAAGUGUGAAACUUGUACUCUUCGGGGGCAGCAGCUGUCCAGACGACCUUGGCGACCGUCUGGUCAAUAACGGGGUCUAUCUAGUCGGAAACUACGGAUCGCUGAUGAACUCCGUUCGUCCGCCGGGGGACAAAGCCUGGAACUACCUACGUCCUCUCCCCUCCGCAAAGCCCUACGUUCUCAUGGACGAGGUCUCGACUGGGAUCUACGAGUGCGUCUGCCUCGAUGGCAUUCCGUCAAAGUCGACAUCGAACUCGGAUUCACCACCAAACUCAUUCCGCACGCGUGAUCUCUUCGUGAAACAUCCCACACAGCCAGACUGGUGGAAGUACGUCAGCAGACUCGACGACCGGUUCACCCUGAUCAAUGGCGAAAAGGUGCUUCCUAUUCCCAUCGAAGGAAGAAUUCGCCAAGAAGAGAUUGUCAAGGAAGCCAUAGUCUUUGGCGAACAGAGAAGUUAUCCCGGUGCUUUAAUCGUCAAGGCGGAUAAUGCUGCGCACCUAUCAUAUGAGGAUUACGUUGAAGCAAUCUGGCCGGCAGUUGAGGCUGCCAACGCGAAAGCCGAAUCUUUCUCUCGCAUCCCUCGAGAGCUCCUCAUUGUGCUUCCAUCGGAUACACAGUACCCCCGCACUGACAAGGGGACCUUCAUUCGGGCGCCAUUCUAUCAGCAAUUUGAAAAAGAAAUACAGAGCGCCUAUGACAGAUAUGAGAACGAAGACGAAGGAGGCAGCUUGUCUCUUGAGGGCCAAGAGCUGGAGAUCUGGCUCUUGCAACAACUCAAGAAGCAGUUGGGUAUCGACUUACCAUCUUCCGACACAGACUUCUUCGCUUCCGGUGUUGAUAGUCUUCAUUGCAUCCAGAUGUGGAGUCUUAUCAAGAGACAAGUCGAUUUGGGCGGUCGGCAGAGCCAGCUGGGCCAGAAUGUUCUCUAUGAAUCAGGAAACAUUCGAGAGCUUUCGCGCUACCUCGUAGCUCUGAGAAACGGUCACAUUGAAGCGGUUCGAGACGAGCUGCAAAGUAUGCAGGAUUUGGUAGCCAAGUACUCUUCCUUCUCACCUCACAUAGCUGGUGCCGCUACAAAACCUGACAAGCACCUCGUGUUUCUCACUGGGGUGACAGGCGGCUUAGGAGCUCAUCUUCUCGCCCAACUUGCUGCCCUCCCAACCGUAUUGUCAGUUUGGGCAGCCGUCCGCGCACCCGACGAUGCCGCCGCAGCAUCUCGCAUUGCAAACUCGCUAACCUCGCGCGGCGUAUCUCUAAGUCCCCUCCAACAAUCUAAAGUGGUGCCGCUAUCCUGUGAUUUAGGCCUCCCAGACUUCGGUCUCGGGGCCGCCCGCCUCGCCGAUCUGAAGUCGAAGCUUACAAUCGUAAUCCACAGCGCCUGGGCCGUCAACUUCAACAUUCCCGUCCAGAGCUUUGAGGGCCAGCAUAUAAAGGCAGUCCACAGCCUCAUCCAAUUGUGCCAGUCCGUCGAGACACCUAAUCCCGCACGAUUCUUCUUCUGCUCAUCCGUCUCAGCGUCAGGCGGGUCGCCUAGGCCCGGUAACGUGCCGGAGGGACCGGUCCCGACGCCGGCAUGGGCACAGGGAACAGGAUAUGCGCGGUCCAAAUGGGUGUCUGAGCAUAUCACGCGCAAUGCAAACCUGAACGCUGGUGCGCCUACAAGAGUCUUGAGGAUUGGGCAGCUUGUGGGUGACAGCAGGGUCGGCGAAUGGAACACGACCGAGGGUAUCCCGUUGAUGAUCCAGACGGCUAUCACGCUUGGUGCCUUGCCGAACUUAGACGAGGAGAUGACUUGGCUGCCCGUCGACCAUGCCGCAACGGCCAUCUUGGAACUCGUCAAUGCCAACGCCGCCCCGCAGCCGAGCGAGCGCGAUACCGAUCCCGACUUGGUGUACCACAUUCUUAAUCCGACGCGCUUCCACUGGACCCGUGAUAUGCUUCCAUCUCUGUCCAAGGCUGGGUUGCAGUUCGAGAGACUCCCGACUAAUCAGUGGAUGGAUAGGUUGCGGCAGUCCGAACGAGACCCAAAGAAGAAUCCGCCGAUCAAGCUCCUGGAUUGGUUUGAAAGCAAGUAUGGACGCACGGCUUCUGCGAGUAAGGGGGUUCUAGCAUAUUUGACAAAGGAGACUGAGAAGGACAGUCCAACGUUGAGAGGACUAUCGGAUGUCACGGAUGUAAAGUUCAUCACGACGUUGGUCGAGAGGCUAAAAGCUCGGUGGGCGGGGGAUGAUAGUGCAUGA
Colletotrichum fioriniae is the source of this 3126-nucleotide messenger RNA. The record is from RefSeq and is a predicted model, not a curated record. Lineage: Eukaryota; Fungi; Ascomycota; Sordariomycetes; Glomerellales; Glomerellaceae.